CAGGAGUUGUUGAUAAAGUGAAAUGCCAGUAGUAAUUCAAACUCGUUCUUAAAAUGCCUUAAGUCGUAUCACUAGAUCAGACCGUCAUGAAAAAGAGAUGUUCAAACACAAAUUAUUUGAAUUUAUAAGCCCAGAAUUUCUAAUAACAUGGUAAAAAUAAACGAUAUACAUUAAAUUCGUGUUGAUUGCAUGCAAACGUCUUAACAGAACCGCAACAGUCCUUUAAACAGCCACAUAACCUUCUAGAUGAAUCCACACUGCUGCGGCUAACGUAACAGGUCUUCAAAUGUCCUGCUGGGUCUGCUGCAACUGCUGCUUUCUUUCCCCAAGUCCUGAGCGCAAACUGGCAGUGACAUCCUGCGGCCAUGUCAUCUGCAGCGUCUGCUAUCAGAAAGGCAGCCACGGCCGGUGUUUGAUAUGCAGCAGCCAGUGCCAGGUUUCUCCUCUUUCUGACAAAAGCAGCUCGGACGUGAAGGCUUUGUUUUCUGACAUCGGCGUUGUGGCAACCAGACAUCUGACAGAGAUCAGCAAAGUUGUGGCGUUUCAGGCCCGGCAUCAGAAGAGGUUGCUCAGUUACUACAAGCAAAAGAAUCAUAAACUAGAAGACAUGUUGGCCACUAUAAAGCAAGAAAUGCAGCAGAUGGGGAAGAAGCUGAAUGAUCAGAGGGCUUACAUUGCUAAGCUGGAAAACUCUCUCCAGCACCACAGUUUAAAAGCUCCGUCUCAAACCAGCAGCAGUCUUCACACCCCGCAUGGAAACAAGUCAGAUGUGCCAGGAUUAUGA
Molecule: messenger RNA, 784 nt
Organism: Poecilia latipinna (sailfin molly)
Lineage: Eukaryota; Metazoa; Chordata; Actinopteri; Cyprinodontiformes; Poeciliidae
Gene: rnf212
Product: ring finger protein 212
Exons: 9
Coding region: 287-784 (165 amino acids)
Biological process (GO): homologous chromosome pairing at meiosis; reciprocal meiotic recombination; protein sumoylation
Cellular component (GO): synaptonemal complex
Molecular function (GO): SUMO transferase activity
Source: RefSeq, a predicted model, not a curated record